Messenger RNA from Fragaria vesca subsp. vesca, 663 nucleotides. RefSeq names its product germin-like protein subfamily T member 2-like. Gene Ontology annotation, molecular function: manganese ion binding. The transcript has a single exon. Gene Ontology annotation, cellular component: cell wall. The record is from RefSeq and is a predicted model, not a curated record. NCBI's taxonomy places the organism in Eukaryota, Viridiplantae, Streptophyta, Magnoliopsida, Rosales, Rosaceae. The coding region runs from base 1 to 663 and encodes 220 amino acids.
AUGGUAACCUCAUCACCAAGCUAUCUAUGCUACUUUGUAGUUUCAGUACUCCUUCUUUCCUUGCCCUCACAUUUUGCAGACCCUGAUCCAUUACAAGACUUCUGUGUCGCUGAUUUCACUCGCGCCUCUAAGUCAGACAACGUCUUCGCCUGCAAGGCAAUCACGGAGGUUACUUCCGAUGACUUUGUCUUUGACGGGGCACGCGAGAAAGGGAACAUCACAGAUCUGUUCGGGUUGAAUGUCACAGAUGGCAAUGUGCUUGCUUUUCCUGCCCUCAACACACUCGGGGUGUCAAUGAACAGAGUUGACUUUGCCCCGGGUGCCUUGAACCCACCUCACUUGCAUCCUCGUGCGAGUGAGAUUGGGAUAGUCAUUGAAGGGACAAUUCUCGCAGGGUUUGUGACAACUAACAAUGUGUACUACUCGAAGGUUUUGACCGCCGGGCAGAUGUUUGUGAUUCCGAGAGGACUUGUGCACUUCCAACUCAAUAUUGGACAAGGGAACGCCCUUUCCAUCACAGCUUUCAACAGUCACUUGCCUGGCUCUUCUAAACUUCCUUUGAAUAUGUUUUCUGCUAUGCCUUCAAUCCCGGACCAAGUGUUAACAAAGACCUUUCAAGUAGACCAAGAUGUGAUCAGCAGCAUUAGAUCCAAGUUUGGCUAA